AUGGGGAAAAAGAAGAAGAAGAAGAGGAGCAGUGCAACGCUGCUCCAUGAGAGGCACUUCCGGGCCGACGAGUUCACGCAAGCGGCUCCAAUGGCGCACUGCGACGGCCUGGUGCUUCUCCCCACGGACACCAAAACCUACGUCUUCAACCCGGCCACGAGAGACUCCAUCUCCCUGCCGGAGAGCAGCCGAAACAUGAUGCGGCAGGAAGGCCCAAGAACCUGCCUUCCGACUGGCCUGGGCUACGAUGCUUCCACGGGCAGAUACAAGGUUGCGCGCGCUUUCUACCGUUCUGGAGAUUACAGCCACACCGCAAUGGGGAUGGAGGUCUUCACCAUCAAUGGUGGCGACGACGACGGCGACGAAGAAGAAGACGGUAAUUGGGGCUGGAGGGAAACCCAUGAGGAUUCUCCCUGCCUUGUCUGGUGCCCUCAGACUCCUCUACACCACAAGGGGCAUCUCUUCUACUUCACCGACACGAAGAACCAGCAGCCGUCGUCUCUCCCGCUGGGGCUGCUGCGUUUCAGCCUUGCAUCAGAAACAUUUGGGUUCACUCCAUUGCUCACCAACAUGUUCCCGCCUCGAGCCGGAGACGACGACGGAAGCAUUGUUAUCCAUGAGCUUGACGGCGAGCUAUGCGCCACUUUCUUCUGCAAGCAGGCGCGAAGAUUGUUCGUCUGGGUGGCAAGGGAUGUCUUGGACCCGAGAUGGGGGUUGCGUUACACGAUCCAUGUCUCGGAGCGUUUCUGCUAUCCGGUGGCCUCGCUUGGCGCCAACGGUGGGUUUCUUAUGCGGAGAAGGGGACGUAAUUGUCUCAUCCGUUAUUACGAGCAAGAUCAUCAGCAAGCCGUGAAAGAAGACGGCGUGUUUUGA
This is a messenger RNA of Brachypodium distachyon (stiff brome), 873 nucleotides long. RefSeq lists its product as uncharacterized. The record is from RefSeq and is a predicted model, not a curated record. Bases 1 to 873 code for a protein of 290 amino acids. NCBI's taxonomy places the organism in Eukaryota, Viridiplantae, Streptophyta, Magnoliopsida, Poales, Poaceae. The transcript has a single exon.